This is a messenger RNA of Paramisgurnus dabryanus, 2509 nucleotides long. RefSeq lists its product as uncharacterized. The record is from RefSeq and is a predicted model, not a curated record. NCBI's taxonomy places the organism in Eukaryota, Metazoa, Chordata, Actinopteri, Cypriniformes, Cobitidae. Gene Ontology annotation, molecular function: DNA binding. Gene Ontology annotation, biological process: DNA integration; DNA recombination.
UUCAGAUUGUGAAAUUGGUGAAAGCACUGCUGAAGCUGAGUGGGGGAGGGGAGAAGAGGCCGCAUGGGGGAGGGUAGAGCACGUUGCUGUGUGGGGGAGGUGAGGACAUUUUGGCAGCUUCACUCACUUCACUGUGCAGAGAGACUGAGUGACAGAACGAAUUCAGAUAAUGGAAAGACAGAAUCAAGAAAAUGAGCAGGUAUCAGAAAAAAGAGGCAGGAAGCGAUCAAGAGAGCAUCAUAGCCCUGGACAGGCAGAGAGAAGUGAAGAAGAUGACCAGAGUCUUGGUCAUACUGAUCUUUCAGACAGUGAAUAUGUGCCUUCCACAUCCUCUGACAGUGAAGACUGCAGUGCUGAUGAAGCUCAGAUAAAAACUAGUUUUAAACAAAAAUUUCAUGGGUUUGAAGGCAAUACUGGUGACCUGGAAAAUGCAAGAGACUGUGGAGAUGAUGAUAAGGAAGAGGUCAUUCCAAAAAUUACAGUGAAGACAUGUGAGAAGGGAAAGCAAAGAAAGUGGGACAAAAAGCAUUACUGUAUUUACUGCAAAAAGCCUCAGAGUAAAAUUUCACGUCACUUAGAGCGAAAGCAUUAUAAGGAGGAAGAUGUGGCUAAGGCAAUAUGCCAACCCAAAAAUUCUAAGAAGCGUCGUCUGUUUUUGGAUCAGCUCCGCUGUAAAGGUGAUUACAUUCACAAUACCACUGUCUUGGGAUCAGGAAAAGGGGUAUUGGUAACUUAUAGACAACCAUCAGAAGAGAUUAGUCCACAUGAAUUUUUGCCCUGCAACUAUUGUUAUGGUUUCUUCAAAAAACAAGAGCUCUGGAAGCACGAGGUUUCCUGCAAAAAGCGAAUGUGUCUCCCACAGGAAGGAUUCAGGAAGAAAAAAAGGGUGCAAGCAGCAGCUUCCUGUCUUCUUCCAAUACAGGGAAAUACAACAGAGAGAUGUUGUAAAAUUAUUGGUAGGAUGUUGCAUGAUGAAAUAUCUCUUCAAGUAAAAUCAGAUUCACUUAUUUGUGAGUAUGGUGACAGAUUGUUGGAGAAGCAUGGGAGCGAUCCAUCCAAAGAUGGUUAUGUUAGUCAGAAAAUGAGGGAGUUGGGGAGAUUUGUGAUUGCUGCAAAGACAUUAGAUGCAAAGGUGAAAAACCUUCAGGAUAUCUUGAUUCCGCCAAUGUUCCAGUUGGCUGUGGAUGCAGCUAAAAAGGCAUCUGGCUUCGCUAAAUCAAAAUUCCGCUAUGAUCGACCAUCUCUUGCUGUAAAACUAGGACACUCUCUAAAGACAGUUGGUGAUAUCUUGAUUGGCCGUUUUGUCAAAGCAGAAGAUGAGGUAGCUGCAAACAGGGUGAGGAGCUUCCUAGGGUUAGUGAGCACAGAAUGGAACCACUAUGUCUCACAACGUGCAAGGACAAAUCUGGAAGAAAAUAAGUGGAACAAAAAGGAAAUGAUCCCUCUCACUGAAGACGUAAUACUUCUUCAAAAAUACUUGAAGUCCAUUGAAGAAAGUGCACAUGAGAAACUGAUAGAAGGUCCUGAUACCAAAGCAUUCAUCAUGCUAAGUGAAAGCAUACUAUCACAAAUUAUUCUGUUUAAUCGGAGACGGCAAGGUGAGGCAGCUAAAAUGCUACUUGAGACAUAUGAGAAGAAAAACACAGAGGCCCUAAAUGAUGAUGUUAUGCAGUGCCUCUCAAAAUUGGAACGUGACCUAAGUAAUGAUUUCACAAGAAUUGUGAUAAGAGGGAAAAGAGGGCGAAAAGUUCCAGUGCUGCUUACUGGAGAUAUGAAAAAAGCUCUGGAUUUUCUCAUUGAGCACAGGACGCAGGAAAAUGGCAUUCUUUACACCAAUAAGUAUGUCUUUGCAAAAGCAAAAUCAGAUAGUCAUAUCAGAGGCUCAGACUGUCUGAGAAAAUUUGCAAAUCUGUGUAAUGCGAAACAUCCUGAGACCCUCACCUCCACUCAACUGAGAAAGCACAUAGCAACUCUUUGUCAAAUAAUGAACCUGAAGGAUAACGAGUUGGAUCAGGUGGCAAAAUUCAUGGGACAUGACAUCCGCGUUCAUAGGGAAUACUAUCGCUUAACCGAAAACACAAUACAGCUGGCAAAAAUGAGCAAACUGCUUAUGGCCAUAGAAUGUGGAACAGCUGUAUACAAAGGAAAAUCUCUCGAUGAGAUUGACCUUGAACUAGAGGUUGCUUUGUCUAAUAAACUCAAGGAAGGGUGCACUUCAGAGGGGACGUCUUCUAGACAAGAGCAUGAUGAACUGUGCAGAACCCAGAAAGAAAGACCUGAGCCAGACGAGCCUUAUGAUUCCAACUCAGAUGAAGGCCCUGACUCACACAUAAAGACCAAAAACAAGAGAUCAUCAAAGACUAAGAGAAAUGAAUUGUGCAGAACACAGAAAGAAAGACCUGAGCCAGACGAGCCUUAUGAUUCCAACUCAGAUGACGGCCCUGACUCACACAUAAAGACCAAAAACAAGAGAUCAUCAAAGACUAAGAGAAAUGGUAAGAUUGUUUGA